Molecule: messenger RNA, 741 nt
Organism: Gregarina niphandrodes
Lineage: Eukaryota; Apicomplexa; Conoidasida; Eugregarinorida; Gregarinidae
Product: putative transmembrane protein
Exons: 2
Coding region: 1-741 (246 amino acids)
Source: RefSeq, a predicted model, not a curated record
AUGGUCUCUGUCAUUAUCCCCAUGGCCGCACUUUACCUGACUCCGUACUUCUUCCACACACAUCACAACAGUUUCUCCAUGGACACCACCUUGGUGCCCAGGUCGGACGGCCGGCCGACCCCCGCAGUUGGCCUGUCUUCGGGGGCUGACAUCUGUUUGGUGUGUCUGGUGUCGACCUGCAGCGUGGGUGUAGGGAAGUUGGGUGGGAUUCUGGCAGGUGCCUUUGUCCAGGGCGGCGGCGGGGGCAGUUUCACUUCGGCCGACCGACCAGGGUUGCGGCGCCUGUUCGGCUCCGUGCUCCUUAGCGCCCUCGCAUUAUUGCUGCUGCCCUGUGGAGUCUUACUCGCGCUCAAGGACUACCCCUGGCUCUGCCGACUCUUCGGACUCGCCACACGCGAAUCAGCUCUGGACCCUGCCGGCUACCUAGGUGCUGCCGCCGCCCUCCUGGGUGUCUUCCUCUUCUUUCUUUUCUCAACGCUACCCAAGGUCGGCUUCUCCUCUCUCAUACAAACUUGCGUAGCCGUCGAAGGCAACGAAGCCCAAGCCGUCUUCAGCUUCAUCGGCAUCUUUAUAACUGUCGUCGACGCACUCAUGAUUGUCGGGCUUAACAUAGUCUUUUACUACGCCGGCCCUGCCUACUUCGACGCCGCACUCAUGGCCGUGGUCACGAUCUAUAUCGCACACGCCGUCUUCGAAUACCUACGAGGCCCGGAACUGAUAGCUUCGGAAGUUGACUGCUAA